This is a messenger RNA of Gigantopelta aegis, 2902 nucleotides long. RefSeq names its product transient receptor potential cation channel subfamily M member-like 2. Gene Ontology annotation, molecular function: ligand-gated calcium channel activity. Gene Ontology annotation, biological process: calcium ion transmembrane transport. Gene Ontology annotation, cellular component: membrane. Bases 51 to 2045 code for a protein of 664 amino acids. Lineage: Eukaryota; Metazoa; Mollusca; Gastropoda; Neomphalida; Peltospiridae. The transcript has 13 exons. The record is from RefSeq and is a predicted model, not a curated record.
UGAAGAACAACUUUGAGAAUGAUCCAGACCUGCUGAGAUAUAUCGGCAAAAUGAUAGCCGGAUUGCUCAAGGGCCAGAUUGGGAAUUGCUAUUCAGACACGAAAUUUACAGUGAUUAGGCCAACCAAAUUGUCGAAGGGUGACGGAGACGAGCUGGAACAAUCGACGAAGGGAAGGGCCGACUUUGAAAAUCCGGAACAGGAUCUAUUUAUUUGGGCCGUCCUCUCUAACCGCAGGGAAAUGGCAUAUCUGUUUUGGCAGCUUGGGAAGAAUCCGUUAAGUUCAAGCCUCAUUGCGUCUGCUUUGCUCAAGGCUCUGUCCAAAGUUGCAGAUACGAAGGAGGAACUGGAACUUAGAGCUGAUCUUACAGAUCAUGCUGCCCUUUUUGAAGAGCGGGGCAUAAAGGUGCUGUCUGAGUGUUACCGUAGAAACAAGACGAUGUCUCACCAGCUGCUGGUCCGAGAACUGCCCUCGUGGGGAUGUCUGACCCUGUUCAGUAUUGCUAAUGCCCACAACAUGAUGGACUUCAUGGAACACGCAUCCUGUCAGACGAAACUCAGCUUGAUCUGGAAGGGAAAGAUGGCACUGUGCACCACAAGAUUCAACAUUGUCCUCUGCAUUUUCUUUCCAAUUUUCAUUCUAUUCAUCAAAUUCACCAGCAAAUGCCCGUCCAAAGGUGCCAUGGGAAGGUCAACAGGGGCCAGUAACAAGGUGGGACCCAACGGUGUUGAUAAGGAGUUUGCUUCAUCAGGUUCUGCCAGACGCAAAACAUUAUCGAAGACGAAACUGUUCGACUGUAUCCACAACACAAUCAAUAGCUGGUCGUACGUCUUGUAUUUCUACUCUGCACCAAUAACCAAGUUCAUUGUCAAUAUGGUUUUCUACUUUGUGUUCCUGGCCAUCUUCAGUUACUUUGUGUUGGUUGACCUGCGACCUGUGGAGGAACCCAAUUCUCCGUCAUUCUGGGAGUACAUCACCUGGAUCUGGGUGGCCACCAUGGUGAUUGAAGAACUUAGACAGUUAAAAACCCAGUACAAGAUAAGUAACUGGUUCUCCAACAUGUGGAACCGGUAUGACCUGAGCAUGUACAGCAUGCUGAUCAUAUGCAUCAUCCUGCGCUGCAGCCUGAACACCACCACCUUCAUCUGGUGUCGCAGGAUGUACAGCCUCACCCUCAUCGUGUUCUACAUGCGCGCCAUGCAGUUCUUCUUGGCAGAGAAGAACAUGGGACCCAAAGUGAUCAUGAUAAAAAAGAUGCUCACUGAUCUGUGGUCUUUCUUCUUCAUCCUGCUGUUGUUUGUUCUGAGUUUUGGCGUCGCGUACCACGUGAAUAUAUUUCCCAACUCACCCGUGUCGUGGGGCAUUCUCAAGAACGUUCUAUUGAUGCCCUACCUGCAGAUAUACGGAGAGCUCUUCUUGGAAAAGAUUGAAGGAGAAGACAGUCCCAGCUGUACCCGCAAUCAGACGAUCUGGCAGGAGGUUCCCGACAUGCGCUGCCCCGAGGAGAACGACCUCAGCACAGUCCUGCUGGCCGUGUACAUGCUGCUUACCAACAUCCUGCUCGUCAACCUUCUCAUCGCCAUGUUCAGUUGUACAUUCAACACAGUUCAAGAAAACUCAAUGAAAGUUUGGCAUUUUUAUCGCUUUUCUCUCGUUCAUGAAUAUUACGACCGCCCAACACUUGUGCCUCCAAUAAUCAUCAUCAACCACAUGCUCCGUAUCUUGCGUUUGCUCAUAUUCAAAACAUGUAAAACAUGCAAAAAGGCAAAUGCUUUCAAGGAAGUGCACAUCGAGAGAGACAAUGACCGUUUGAAUUCGUUUGAGAAUAAUAUGGCUGCAAAAUGCUACCUGGCUAAAAGCUCGGCUUCAGGUGAAACUGCAGUUUUGCGUCAGAGUGUGGAUGAUUUGUCCGAGCAGUCUAGCCAGCAGACUCUCAGUCAGAUAAUGCAUAUAUUGGAGAUACUGGUGAAACAGAAGGAGGGUGUACACACAAGCCCUGAACAACAUCACAUUGACGAAGCAACCAAAGAUGACUAUGAUGUAUAAAAAUGAAACACAGACAAAGUUAAAACAGAUAGACCUGCUCAAGUGACUGUGUCAGAUAUUCAACUGUUGACCGAUUUCUAUUCAUUUUUAUUUUUACAUAUAUAUUGUGUUGGACUAAACAUACAGUAAUCAGAUUAUUUUAUACAUUUUUAUAAUCUAAUUUUUUAAAGUUAUCAAAAUUUAAUUCUAAAUCAGUUGAUAAAAAAAAAUCAAGAACAGACUUGUUCAGUAGAUUGUUUCAGAGAUUUUAAUCUCUUUUGAGUGACUCCUAUUUAUUCUUUUCUCCUUUUUUUUUCCAUAUAUUCAUUUGACUAAAAAUAGAGUAGUCAGAUUUUUUUUAAAUAAUAAUUUUAUAAUCUACUUUUUUUUUACAAAGGAAUUAACAUUUAACAAAAUGUUUUUUUAAAAUGUGCUAAGAUAAUUGUUUCACAAAUUUUGCUUUAAUUUUACUCUCGAUUUCCUGGCUUUCCUGAAGUAGUGGAACUAUUUUUCGAAAUUAUAUAAUGUAUUUUAUAAUUUAACACCAUAAGUCGUAUUAUAUGAUGGCAGACUAGCUGACUAUUUGUUUGUGCAGACUGUCAUAAUUCAACUGCAGGAAAUACAAAGUAAGUCUUUGUCAAAACGAUGUGAUGCGAUGCGAUAAGGUAUUUACGUGCUCAUAUACCACUGGAGUUUUGAGCACACCUGUAACGGGCUUAAUUUCUGACAACGCUAGUGGGCCAGGAAGGGGGGGGGGGGGUGGGGGUAAGUUUGACGUGGGCGUAAUUUGGAAAAUAUAUUUAGUGGUCGGUCAAAGACCUAAGUCCUAAAAUAAACCUGCUUCAUUCCACUCAUGUCUGGACUAAGAAAUUAAAUUC